UCUGGCAACAGUACAUACUUCCGGCAUUUAAGGUAUCGGAUGGAAACGAUUGCGAAGGAUUAGCUGGAAAUAAUAAUAAUAAUAAUAAUAAUAAUAAUAAUAACAACAAUAAUAAUAAGAAGUAAUCGGGUGACCAUGCGUGACGGAACCGUCCCGGAGAGCACAGCGAGGCUUGUGGGUCGAUCCUCUUUCCAUGUGAAGCAGUAGCUGCACACACUUCUCCUGCUCGGGGAGGUCUUUGUGUCUUCGCGAUGCUCGAAACACCACCUGGGUUUCCCUUUGAAGAUAUCAAACGGGAAGACAUUGAAGUCGGAGAGGUUAUCGGGAGAGGGACGUUUGGCGUUGUGUACAAGGCCAAAUGGAAAGGCAAAGAUGUGGCCAUCAAGACCAUCGAGAGUGAGGACGAGAGGACCGCUUUCAUCGUGGAGCGUCGUCAGCUGUCCAGGGUCAACCACCCCAACAUCGUGAAGCUCUACGGCUCCUGUGACAGUCCGGUGGGUCUCGUCAUGGAAUAUGCUGAAGGGGGAUCUCUGUACAACGUGCUGCACGGUGCGGAGCCUCUGGCGCAGUACACGGCGUCGCACGCCAUGAGCUGGUGUCUGCAGUGUGCCAAGGGCGUGGCCUAUCUGCACGCCAUGAAACCCAAGGCCCUCAUCCACCGCGACCUCAAGCCCCCCAAUCUGCUGCUGGUGGCGUGCGGCACAGUGCUGAAGAUCUGCGACUUCGGGACGGCGUGCGACAUCCAGACCCACAUGACCAACAACAAGGGCAGCGCGGCCUGGAUGGCCCCCGAGGUGUUCGAGGGCAGUAACUACAGUGAGAAGUGUGACGUGUUCAGCUGGGGCAUCAUCCUGUGGGAGGUGAUCACGCGCAGGAAGCCCUUCGACGAGAUCGGAGGCUCGGCCUUCUGCAUCAUGUGGGCGGUCCACAGAGGCACCAGGCCCCCUAUGAUCAGAGACGUCCCUCCCACCUUGGAGAGUCUGAUGACGCGGUGCUGGGACAAGGAGCCCAGCCAGAGACCUCCAAUGGAGGAGGUGAAGAACACCAUGGGGGGUCUCAUGAAGUAUUUCCCCGGCUCUGAAGAGCCCCUCCAGCUCCCCCACCAGUAUUCAGGCAACAGGAGUGGCUCCUCCUCAGGCACCAGCACCGGAUCGUAUGCGGACUACACCCUCAACAACCGCAGCGGGAGUGGUGGGGUGGACCAGGGCGGGGGGUCGCAGGGGCGGGAAGAGACCCUGAAGAGCAUCGAGGUCCCAGUGCCCUUCAAGCCCUCCAAGACGGGCACACUGCGGCCCAGUCUGCCCCUGUCCAGGAGGUCCAGCUCUGAUAGCCAACCAGGACGCUCUCAGAGCCCUGCGCACUCUUCCGGGCCCACCUCCAUGCCCGUCAGCCAAUCAGAGCUCAGGUUACCUCUGAGUCCUUCUGCUACCAACGGGGUGGACAGCUCCAUACCCAUGGCCUACCUGACACUGGACCACCAGCUACAGCCCCUGGCCCCAUGCCCCAACUCCAAAGAGUCCAUGGCGGUGUUUGAGCAGCACUGCAGGAUGGCUCAGGAGUACCUGAAGAUCCAGACCGAGAUCACACUGCUCGCCCACAGGAAGACGGAGUUGAUCUCAGAGCUGCAACAGGACGAGAGGGAGACGCAGAACGCCACACGCCUGGCCCAGGAUCACUGCCAGCUGCUGGAGGACAACAGGGGGCUGUCGGACUACUACCAGGGCCUCAAGAGCCAGAGCCAGCAGCAGCAGAGCCAGCAGCAGCAGAGCCAGCAGCAGCAGAGCCAGCAGCAGCAGAGCCAGCAGCAGCAGAGCCAGCAGCAACAGAACCAGCAGCAGCAGAACCAGCAUCAUUAGCAGCUGCAUCAGUACACCUUUUAACAACAACUACAGCAGCAGCAUCUAGGAACACCAGCAACACAGCUAGUGGAGAGGGGACGGGCAAAGGUUUGCUGCUGUAGACAGGAGAGGAGGUUUCCCGUGUGUGUGUGUGUGUGUGUGUGUGUGUGUGUGUGUGUGUGUGUGUGUGUGUGUGUGUGUGUGUGUGUGUGUGUGUGUGUGUGUGUGUGUGUGUGUGUGUGUGUGCAUCCUUCAGCAGUCUAUAUAAACUCUGUACCCACAGGCAACAGACGCCCGUGCACAUCAAUUUGUUUUAUGGUUUGCCGUGAGAGCUGAUCCCAGGUCACACUGCCGGCGUGCUUGUGUGUGUGUGUGUGUGUCCACUAGGACUUGGGAGUCUGCCACAAAGGAGAACUGUACCGAGCUCUAAAAGAAAUAGGAAGAGUUGCUCCUUCCACUUCAUAUUCUUUGCCCCCCCCAAUCGCAGCCUCAGGUGUCGUCUGUCGCCACGGAAGUCGCGGCCUACAGUGCCUGGAGUGGUUCUUAGGACGACGGAAGCUGCUGAGCCUGUUCUGCCUUUGUUUGCCAAAUCGCUGCCUUCCGGCACAAUGGGGACGGUCCAUUGGUCCGCAGUCCCGCGGCCGUCCUCAAUGGCACAGGCGCAACUCAGAAAAACACUGUUUUUCUCUCAGCGUUUGUGUUUGUUAACGCACAAAAAACAAGGUAUUUUUCGCAGGUUGGUUUAAA
Messenger RNA from Gadus chalcogrammus (walleye pollock), 2585 nucleotides. RefSeq names its product mitogen-activated protein kinase kinase kinase 7-like. Gene Ontology annotation, molecular function: MAP kinase kinase kinase activity; ATP binding; magnesium ion binding. Gene Ontology annotation, biological process: positive regulation of canonical NF-kappaB signal transduction; JNK cascade; protein phosphorylation. The transcript is spliced from 14 exons. The coding region runs from base 252 to 1856 and encodes 534 amino acids. NCBI's taxonomy places the organism in Eukaryota, Metazoa, Chordata, Actinopteri, Gadiformes, Gadidae. The record is from RefSeq and is a predicted model, not a curated record.